AUGCCAUUAGCCGGUACAAAGAUCAACAAAUGGUCCGCAGAAGAAGUGGCUCUCCUCAAGCGUCUGCGAGACCAGUAUCCAGACUUGACUCCUUACAAGCUUUCUAAAAAAUUCUACACCCACUUUCCCGGCCGAAGCAGGCAUUCUGUCACCAGCAAGCUCUUCUACAUGUCUCAUACUAUGGAUAGGGGAGCCAGUCACCGACACCCAGCUCCUGUCGCUCCAGGUUGCGGCUGUGUUGGCACUAACGAUACAAUAUCUGUAUGGAUGCUAAGAAUUCGUUUGAUCCGUGUUGGUUUGGCUUUCCCACUGACCUUUAUCCUUGCCAAGACUGGAAUAAACGCACAUCAGUUCCAGCAGCACCGGGGAGGAGAUUUCUCUGCUAGAGCCGUACUGCCGCACGCAACCGAAGACCGACUCCUACCUCCUUUCCCACCGAACCGUGACUCCAUCUUAUCUACUGCUGCCGAGCCACCACAUUGCCCAGAAGCAGACCGGUCGACUUCCCCACCAUCCUCGUUGGUUGAGGAUAGGCUCAUGGAUCGUUCCGAGCCGGGGAAUCUGGGCCAGGGUCGGCUCACAACUCGAAUUUCAUCGCCACGGGCAUCUCCGAACGGACCUCACUUAGCCCACGCCCAUAAUCUGGCCGAAGAAAGUCCCCGCAGGCCCUUUCCACAAGGAACGCGAGCAUAUUCCAGUGGGACCGGCUCGGAUGCGCUCAAGGACAACCUCACCGGAGGGGUGGAUGGAAAGCUAGACCAUCCUGAGGGACAGCAGAUCGGUGCUCCAGACCGAGAGGGUUCGAAUCUCUAUUCUCUGGCAGAUGGAAUCAAGCAUGCAAAGACAAGAUUUGGGGAGUGCAUGAAGUCAGCAGAGAAGUUGGCGGAGGAGACCGCUAGAUCUGAAUUGGCUCUUGAGCAGUCUGGUACGCUUAUGAACUGGACGUGGCAGGGGUAG
Aspergillus mulundensis is the source of this 957-nucleotide messenger RNA. RefSeq lists its product as uncharacterized. The transcript is spliced from 2 exons. Bases 1 to 957 code for a protein of 318 amino acids. Lineage: Eukaryota; Fungi; Ascomycota; Eurotiomycetes; Eurotiales; Aspergillaceae. The record is from RefSeq and is a predicted model, not a curated record.